AUGAAUCCUAAAGAAGCCUUUCUGAAGAAUGUCAUUCUGAAUUGUUUUCCCAGGUCUAAACUGUGCAUCACACAUCUGUUGAAGAAUGAAAACCCUCACAUCCUCAACCUCAGCCCACCGCUUAACCUUAACCCAAUCUGGUUGAAAAACCACACUGGUAAGAAAGGCUUUAUCCAUUGUCUCUGCGUCCUAAAUCCCACCCUGUUCCCUUUAUAGUGCACUACUUUUGACCAGGGCCCAUAGUGAAUAGGGUGCCAUUUGGGAUGCAAACAUAAUCUGUUUGCUCUGCACUGGUAAAGGUCUUGUUUUCAAAUGAUUUGAGUUGUUUUGACCUGUUCAUCUUUUUGAUGGUUCCCUUAACAUGGUAUGGCAUGUCCAUGUGUGUUCUGGGUAUGGCAUGUCCAUGUGUGUUCUGGGUAUGGCAUGUCCAUGUGUGUUCUGGGCAUGGCUGAGGAGUUCAGAGGGUCCAUCGCUGUCAAUGCCUUAUGGCCCAAGACGGGUACGUGUUGAACGAUGCCAUUCCACUGUAUUACCAGUUGUAAUGACCCAGAGUAGACAUGAGCGAACUAGUCUGUCAGCUAGAUGUGGAGAUAGUUACUGUGUCACUUUAUCAUCAUUUGGAAAUCUCACCAUUUCCGUCUCGUCUCCUCCAGUAUCCAGACUGCUGCUAUGGACAUGCUGGGGGGCGCGGACAUGGGUAAGCAGUGUCGUAACGUUGACAUCAUGUCAGACGCAGCCUACGCCGUUCUCAGUAAGCCUCCCAGCUACACCGGGAACUUUGUCAUCGACAAGGAAAUUCUGAAGACAGAGGGCAUUAAAGACUUUGAGAUAUACGCCAUCGCUCCAGGUAAGUAUGUGCACGGUGAUAUGAGGCUAAACAUUGAAUUUUAAAUCCCAGGUUAAAACCCCCCCGAAUACAGUAGGCUAAAUGAAUGGGCUUCCACUUGGAUGGAUCUCUAGAGUCAUUUUGAGAUGGUGUGGUUAUGGUGUCCAAAGGGCAGGGGUAUUGAACUCUGACCCCUACGAGGUCCUGGUGUGGUUAUGGUGUCCAAAGGGCAGGGGUAUUCAACUCUGACCCUACGAGGUCCUGGUGUGGUUAUAGUGUCCAGAGGGCAGGGGUAAUGAACUCUGACCCCUACGAGGUCCUGGUGUGGUUAUAGUGUCCAGAGGGCAGGGGUAAUGAACUCUGACCCCUACGAGGUCCUGGUGUGGUUAUAGUGUCCAGAGGGCAGGGGUAUUGAACUCUGACCCCUACGAGGUCCUGGUAUGGUUAUGGUGUCCAGAGGUCAGGGGUAUUCAACUCUGACCCCUACGAGGUCCUGGUGUGGUUAUGGUGUCCAGAGGGCAGGGGUAUUGAACUCUGACCCCUACGAGGUCCUGGUGUGGUUAUGGUGUCCAGAGGGCAGGGGUAUUGAACUCUGACCCCUACGAGGUCCUGGUGUGGUUAUGGUGUCCAGAGGGCAGGGGUAUUCAACUCUGACCCCUACGAGGUCCUGGUGUGGUUAUGGUGUCCAAAGGGCAGGGGUAUUCAACUCUGACCCUACGAGGUCCUGGUGUGGUUAUAGUGUCCAGAGGGCAGGGGUAUUGAACUCUGACCCUUACGAGGUCCUGGUGUGGUUAUGGUGUCCAGAGGGCAGGGGUAUUCAACUCUGACCCCUACGAGGUCCUGGUGUGGUUAUGGUGUCCAAAGGGCAGGGGUGUUCAACUCUGACCCUACGAGGUCUGAACUACCGCUGUUUUUCUGUUCUACCAGACAACUAACUGCACCCACCUGGUGUCCCAGGUCUAAAUCAGUCCCUGGUUAAAGGGGAAUCACCCACCUGGUGUCCCAGGCCUAAAUCAGUGCCUGGUUAAAGGGGAAUCACCCACCUGGUGUCCCAGGUCUAAAUCAGUCCCUGAUUUAAAGGGGAAUCACCCACCUGGUGUCCCAGGUCUAAAUCAGUCCCUGUCUAAAUCAGUCCCUGGUUAAAGGGGAAUCACCCACCUGGUGUCCCAGGUCUAAAUCAGUCCCUGUCUAAAUCAGUCCCUGGUUAAAGGGGAAUCACCCACCUGGUGUCCCAGGUCUAAAUCAGUCCCUGGUUAGAGGGGAAUCACCCACCUGGUGUCCCAGGUCUAAAUCAGUCCCUGGUUAAAGGGGAAUCACCCACCUGGUGUCCCAGGCCUAAAUCAGUCCCUGACUAGCUAGAGGGGAACAAUGAAACAAAAGCAGUGGAACUGGCUUCCAGAGUUGAGUUGGAGGGGUCUAGAUGAUGUGGUAAUGGUUUGUCUCUGUGUGUCUACAGGGAAUCCACUGCUGCCAGACUUCUUCCUGGCUGAGGAGUUGAUGCAGAACAUGGGGGAUCAGGUUGUCAUCACAGUGUUAGAGAGUGACAAACCCAGCGCUGCAUGGGCCUCCAGUGGGCCCAUAGCGGAAACAUUCAAUAUCAUCAAGGGAGUCCUCAACCCUGACAUUGUCAAAUCCACUGGCGGAGUCUACAAGUUCCACCUGUCUGGUAAGAUAUGUGUUUUCAGCUUUAACCCAGACAUCAUCUAG
Coregonus sp. 'balchen' is the source of this 2533-nucleotide messenger RNA. NCBI's taxonomy places the organism in Eukaryota, Metazoa, Chordata, Actinopteri, Salmoniformes, Salmonidae. The record is from the annotation of a GenBank genome assembly.